This is a messenger RNA of Nematostella vectensis (starlet sea anemone), 3896 nucleotides long. RefSeq lists its product as uncharacterized. The transcript is spliced from 11 exons. Gene Ontology annotation, biological process: potassium ion transmembrane transport. The record is from RefSeq and is a predicted model, not a curated record. Bases 2312 to 3781 code for a protein of 489 amino acids. Lineage: Eukaryota; Metazoa; Cnidaria; Anthozoa; Actiniaria; Edwardsiidae. Gene Ontology annotation, cellular component: voltage-gated potassium channel complex. Gene Ontology annotation, molecular function: delayed rectifier potassium channel activity.
AUCCUUGCGCUAUGUAUGAGCUCAGGGACGAAAAGCUCAAAUUUCAAUGGCACAUGACAAAAAGUCGCAUCAAUUUUAAAAAAAGUCGCAUUUGAUAUUUUGUUUGCCAUUACUCGCUAAGUACUUAGAUAAUUUUUCGCCUUAUUAGAUCUGAAAUGAGCUUAUUUGAAGCGUUAAGUCAUGUUUUUCCGCCAUGUCGAACGAAGACACUUGAUCGCAAGUAGUUAGUUAAUCCGAGCCUUGCUCGCUGAGCAGCUAAUUGCCGCAAGAAAUUGAUAUAAGCUUUUCCCAGCGUCGAGCAUGAUAAACAGAAAAAACUUGAGUUUUGUUUUUAGAAAAAAACUAGAGUUUGUAGAAAAACUUAGCUUUGUAGAUAAAUUUGGGCGUUGUAUCCUAUUGGGAUAUCAUUCAGCGUGGUACAGAUGUUUGCACGUGGUAUGAUAUGUAUUUAAGUAAUAGGUUUGUGGCGUACGUCAUUACUAUUUAUUUAUUCUCUGAAUAGACUGUAAGUAUACGGAAUUGGGUGUGGCAUCCUAUAAGAAGCAAUUUAUAUGAAGUAAAUGAAUGAGUUCAGCCAUGCACUCAGUAUUGCGUAUAUUUGGUAUUUAAUUGUACUUCAAAUCGAAAAUUCUCUAGAAUUACUUUUUAAAGUAAUUAAAAGUAAAUAAAAAAGAAAUUGAAGUAAAAGUAAUUAAAAUUAUUAUUAAAAAAGCUUGUCUUACCAAUUUUAUAUUAUAGAAAACACUCCUUUCAAUCAGACUGUUUCUAGGAAUGUAUCAUUCUAUGAAAUGUACUCUGUUUUUAUUUAAAAAGGGUUUAUAUUAUUAUAUCUCAAUAACACUGUAAGUAUACGAAAUAGGACGUGGCGUCCUAAGAAGAAUCAAUCACUUUAAAACAAAUAAACAUUUCGCGUGACGUUAGAUAUGUACCUAAGUAUUGUAAAUGUCGGGUAUGUAUUUAUAUCAUAAACGUAUAUUCUCUAGAAGGCAUGUAAGUAACAACAAGAAGGCGUGUCUUACGAAUUGAUAUUAUCGAAUACGUUCAGCAAGUUUUCACUCCUGUAUCAUUCCAUCAAUUGGACAUUUUCUUCAUUGAAAGGUUAAUUAUGUGCAGCCCCAUAAAACUGGAAGUAUACGUUAUAGGGCGUGGCGUCCUACUGCAAAUUACUUGUAAUAUCAAGAUCUUCCAUCUUGCCAAAUUUCAUGCUUUUACUAAAAAUUUGAACAAUUCGGCAUAUUUUCUGCACCAUUUUCUUGUAAUAUUUUAGGGAGAUUGAAAUCAAAAGUUUUUUUUUUUAGUUUAACCCAAUUUACUAAGGGAGGGGAGGGGCGCUAGAAGUUCCCUACUCCAUCCUAUUUCCGGUACCGUUUGUGCGAUGACUGCUCUAUUUUUCUAAAAUCACAAAAAAUCUUGUAUAAUCAAGAAUCAAAAAAACUAUAUGAGCCUCCCAAUUUCUCGGAUUUUUAAAGCUAAUUUUUUUUUAUAUAAACACAUUAAAUCAUGGAAUCUAACAAACUGGCGAUUUUUCAGAUUUAAUGGACUCGUACAGAAAAUGUUUUGAAAAAUUCCUUGAAGGUGAAAAAUGUUACUUAGAAUGAUUUUAAAACUUCAUGUAUUUUGGAAGUUUUUUUUCCAUGUGUGUAACCAUGGCGUACAGAGAAUUCUGACAACAAGCAAACUAUUCACCUGUGCAACAUUGCUCAAAAAAAAUAUUUCUCAACUAAUUUUAUACUCUACAAGAAACGUGUAUAAAAUCCAACAGCUAUUUGGAUUUGUGGAAACUAUUCACAAUCGAAAAAUUCGGUGCGUUAAUCCAGGGACAUUUCCCUGGUUUAAUCAAAGUAUAAAGCGCAUUGCCAGAUUAUGAGCAUUUACACAAAAUGAGUGGUUCUUUCACGACCCGCUAGUAAGGCAGACCAGUGGAGGAAUACGUAACAGAGUGGAGAAGGAAGUCAUUCUACAAAUCGGAGUGAGUAGGAUAGAAAUGGUCGGAGGAAUAAGUGGCGCAUGCGCGAAGGUGUUCGAUAGGGAUUUGAUAAUGGAGGAAGAUGAUGAUGGAAGAGUUUAUCAACAUUCGGACACAACUGAAAAGAGCGAAAGCAGUAGGCGCUUCUGUGGAAGAGGGAAAAUUACAAACCUAUCAGGAAAGCUGUUGGGACUCCAACUAAUAGGGCAAAACAAGAAGAUUAAAGGAAAAUGAAUCAUCGUUAUUAACAUCAGGAUCCGUCGCCGCUCAUUGUUGUGUCCAGUAGCUACGACAGCUUGUGUUAAAGAGACGAGGGGAAACACGUUUUUAGAAUUUUUUUCCAAGAUGCACAGAAAAGUACUCGGAAUUCUCCUAGGCUUGGGCCUAGUCCUCGCUCUUCUCUCGGUCACAAAGAGCACCUCUUGUCCUGACCGAGCAAUCGAAAUCAUUGCCCUCACACUACCCCCCUACGCCUACCAAAAGAACGUCACCACAGGGGAUGGGAUUGGUUUGGCUUUCAUUAAGAAGACGAUCAAGAAGUGUUUUGCGAAGUGUAAUAUAUCGGAUAUUUCCUGGAAUUUUGUGAACACGACUGAGGAGCUGAGGAACGCGCUGCUCACGAACUCCACUGAUAUCGCCUUUCCUAUUUUGGAAUCCGAGCAAACAUCACUUGACAACUACGAAGACGUGACAAAUGCCAAGGGCAAGCCGUACCCGAGCCUUCAGUACACAACUAUCUUCGAGUCGCCCGGUAGCUCCUUCAUCGUUAACUUGGACAACCUCGACCUUGAGGCCCGGGACGUCGUGGUCGCAUCCCUCUUAUACAUUUGGCCAAUUUUCCUUAUUACUGUGAUUUUGGGAGGAAUCGCUGGAGUUCUGGUCUGGAUUAUGGAAUUCAAAUUUAAUCGUUCAGAAUUCCCCAAGAAUUUCUUUAAGGGAAGCUACGAGGGAUUCUGGUGGGCGUUUGUUUCCAUGACAACUGUUGGAUACGGAGACAAAACGCCCAAAACGCUGAUUGGUCGAGUGUUUGGCGUUAUCUGGAUUCUUAUUGGUCUGGUCAUCAUUGGAACCUUCACUGCCGCUGCCACAAGCGCAUUAAACGCGGGCUCAACCCUCUACACAAAUGGCCCUAAAGGCAGACGCGUUGGGGUUUUCGAGGGUCACGAAGCUUCCCAACAGGCCAUUAAACUUGGAGCCGACAUCAAAGUUUAUCGUGAUUUCGAGAAGAUGUACCAAGACCUUAACAGCGCCCAGUUGCACGGUCUUCUCGUCGACAGCUUUCAGGCGUCACAUAUUCUCAACGAUUGGGACGACAAGAGAUUAAAAGUUUUAAGCUGGCUGGAGCACAGUACGCCCUACCAAACGGCUACAAUACCAGCCAGAAUGCCAGCCUUGGUGGGGAAUAAGUGCUUCACAGAAAUCAUGAGAAAGGCAACGCGUUUAAGCAAGGCUCUCGUUCGAACAUACGUUAAGCCCAUAAAGAUGUACGACUCUGCAGAGGAAGUAGGUCUGUUCUCCAGUAAAACGCCCAUGACCCAGAUUGCCAUAGCAACAACUGUAGGGAUCUUAUGCUUCCUGGUUUUGAUAGGCACUCUUUAUCAAUGUGUGUACAAGAGUUUUAAAAGAAAAGCAUACAGCGUUAAAGACCAAAAAAUCCCGAUGCAGAGGGCUGCAAUUGAGAAUCUUCACAAAACUGCUGCAACUCUAGCGGAUCAAAUAAUGAGUCUCCAGAAACAGCUUGACACUCUUAAGACAAAUGAUGAAUUGGCGGCGAGCAAUGUGCUGGAAAAUAACGGAUACAACCGGCGCGUGUAGGCGAGUCAUAUGUACCCUUCACUGUGGCCGGGACGAGGAAUCAGAAAUAUGCACUUGUAUGAGCAAUGGAAUAUCUCGGAAGUUUCUUGGUGUCACGGAGCACCAGCACCAAAAA